Chelmon rostratus (copperband butterflyfish) is the source of this 1521-nucleotide messenger RNA. Its product is annotated as cytochrome P450 3A30-like. Gene Ontology annotation, molecular function: heme binding; oxidoreductase activity, acting on paired donors, with incorporation or reduction of molecular oxygen; iron ion binding. The record is from RefSeq and is a predicted model, not a curated record. NCBI's taxonomy places the organism in Eukaryota, Metazoa, Chordata, Actinopteri, Chaetodontiformes, Chaetodontidae. The transcript has 13 exons. Bases 1 to 1494 code for a protein of 497 amino acids.
AUGUUUGUCUUUGCAUUGUUUUCAGCAACCACCUGGACUUUGCUGGCUCUCUGUUUCACCCUGUUUUUACUGUAUGGCAUUUGGCCUCAUAGGUUUUUUAAAAAACUGGGAAUACGCGGACCAAGGCCUCUGCCUUUUUUUGGAACACUACUACACUUCAGAAAGGGACUUACUUUUGACAAUGAGUGCCAAGACAAGUACGGAGAUGUCUGGGGGUUGUUCGAAGGACGAAGACCAAUUUUAACGGUGACGGACCCUGAGAUUAUUAAAACUGUGUUGGUGAAGGAGUUCUACUCUGUGUUUACCAACCGCAGGGAAAACAUAAUGGGAGGACCUCUGGAUGAUGCCGUUGUAUCAGUUAAAGACGAAAGGUGGAAAAGAAUUCGGAGCACUUUAUCGCCAUGCUUCACCAGUGGAAGAAUGAAACAGAUGUUCCCCAUCAUUGCACGCUAUGCAGACCGACUCAUUGAAAAACUGGGACAAACAAACUUGGAUGAACCCAUCGAUGUCAAACAAUUUGUGGCACCUUACAGUUUGGAUGUUGUGACCAGUGCAUCUUUCAGUGUCGAGGCAGACUCCAUAAACAAUCCAGAGGAUCCACUUAUUGUUAAUCUCAAGAAGAUUCUUAACUUCAACUUUUUCUUUAUAUUCUUAAUAGUAAUGUUUCCCUUUAGUGCCCGUCUGCUGAAGCUCCUGGAUAUUGACAUGAUGCCCAGACUCAGUGUGGAUUAUUUCUACAACAUCAUUAAGAGAUUUAAGGACCAGCAUCAUGCAGAUGAAUCUAUUCGAGCAGACUUCCUGCAGGUGAUGAUUGACAGCGAGAUACCAGAAUCAGAGACUAAGAAUGAACAAGAUCAGCCAAGUAAAGGAUUGACUGAACACGAGAUACUUUCCCAGGCCUUCAUUUUCAUCUUUGGUGGCUAUGAAAACACCAGUGUUACUCUCAGUUACAUCCUUUACAACCUGGCCGUCAACCCUGAUGCGUUGCAGACCCUGCAUGAAGAAAUCGAUGCCAGCAUACCGAGAGAUUCUCCUAUUUCAUACGAGGAUCUGAUGGGUCUGCAGUAUCUGGACCAGGUUCUUGCUGAGUCACAGCGUUUGACGCCCACUGCCCCUCAGCUUGAGAGGAUGUGCAAAAAAACUGUUGAGAUCCAUGGCUUCACCAUCCCUGCAGGAACCAUGGUUAGGAUUCCUGUGCAUUCGUUACACAAGGACCCACGCUUUUGGAGCUCACCUGAGCUUUUCAGACCAGAAAGGUUCAGUAAAGACAGCGGGGAGGAGGUGAACCCGUACGUGUACAUGCCGUUCGGGCUCGGGCCUCGUAACUGCAUUGGGAUGCGCUUCGUUAUCCUCGUCAUGAAGACGAUCGUUGUCCGUCUCCUGCAGAGUUACACUUUGGAAACAUGCAAAGACACCGUGAUUCCGAUGGAGUUUAACUGGAAGUACCAGCCACAAAAGCCAGUGAAACUCAGUUUUGUUCCCAGACAGCAGUAGUCCACAAGGAAGCAUCUCCAAACAUCC